AUGGCUAAACGCAUGAAAGACAUGGAAUCUGAGCUCCGCGAGGUCAAGAGUAGGUCUGUCAGUCCUGUUCAGACCCCCCGUCGCGGCGGGGGCACCUCGGGAUUCCGAGGCACAGGCCAGGCACCUAGCCCGGCUGGGUCCUCAGUGGCUGGGCCCCUAGUAGACGACUGGCAAUUAGUCCUUGGAGGCUAUGCAGACGCGAAACGGGAAGAGAUCCAAGCUGAAGUCAGAGCUUUGUUUGAGGAAGCGGAGGCCUCCCCCCUUCUCAAGAACAUUAUCACGCCCUUUGUCCGUUCGAACAUUUGUCGGAUGGAGCUCUUGUACCUGGAUGAAGGUUUUGGGGCUCGCAGGGGUGUCCAACAGGCUGUGAUUGUCGCUCUGCGAAAGGCAAUUGACGCACGGGGGAAGAAAUCCACCAUCAUGGGGCAAGAGCGUGCUUCGCUCUGGGUCUCACGAAACCGGGGGCCCGAAGAGAGGAAUCGGAACAGGGCGCUCUUAGGUCUUAGGGACUUAGGCCUUGCUCACCUCCCACCGCAAUUGGUGGACCUCGAUUGGAAAGGUCGAUUGUGGUACAACGGUACCCAGGUACUGUACCACGUCGACCGCGAUGAUCCCACUGAUGACGCGCUUAUGUUUCUUUCUACGCGAGGCGACGAAAGCGGCUGGUGGGUCUCGCUGCGAAGGGUGUCGUCUUUGCUCCAGGUUAGUGAAGACGAGGAGGUCGGAGGCUUUAGUCACCUGCAGGUUGGUCAAACGAUCACCCUGGACCUCUUCAUUGGCGAUUCUGAGUAUGUUGUGUACGUCCAUAACACCACUAAGGCACACCUUGCGACAGCGGUGGCAGUGCAAUCGGCUAUGGAGCCGUCUGCUCCGAAGUUUACUUCCCUUUCUGCUGGGUUUCUUGUUGAACUGUUUUUGGGAUCUUCCCACUUUCUCCUUGGCUCCCUCCACCUUCCGUAUGAACAGCGAAAUGAUGCGACUGAGGUCUGGCUCGAUUCAUUAGAAAGUUUCACCGUGGUACUGUCCUCCUUGUCCCCUUGCUGCACUGUUUUUGUUGGGGCUGACCUCAACCAACCACUUUAUGUGGAAGUUGACAACUUUCCCGCCGUUGCCCAGCUUCGACUCAUGGCUGCUCGGUUCAUGCUACGCUUUUCGGAUGACGUGGGGGACACUUGGCAUGCCAGGGGUUUGUCGGCACCCAUUGAUUUCAUCCUCUUUCGCCAUCAGGGCAUGUUAGGCCACACCACCAAACGCGAGGACCUGCGACUGGCACUUCCCUCUGACCACGAUAUGGUUCAAGCUUGGGCUACUCAAUUCGCCUCCCUUCCCCAGGCGCACACAGCGGAGGACCUUAGCUCUGUUUUCGCUAAGGUGCGCUUUCGACAGGCCUCUCUCCGCUACCGGGAUUCAGAGGAAAUUAAGGAAUUGAUCCGGCAGCGAAAAGUGGCCCAGGAUCCAGUUCUCAGGGCGGCCCUGGCCCUAGAGAUUGCACAGCAAAGAUGCCUGGACCAGGAGUCUCAUCGUAAAAGUAUCUUGGAAAGGGCGCGCUCGGGCGACUUUGCAGCUAUCUCCUACCUCAGGCGCAGUGCGUCUCAGACGAAGGUGGCUGGGUCUUACAUCCAGUCUAGAGGAGGGCUGGAGACGGCCACCGAGGAGCUGAGAGACUUCUACAACCGGAAGUAUGAUGCUGCAGGGACUGGUGCGGACCUCGGCAAAAUUGAAGCAGUCAGAGCUUUGCACGAGGAGGCCCCGUGGGUACCUUUCACCCUUAAAGAACUCGUGGAAGCCACUAGUAAGAUCAAGCGAGGCACGUCCUCUGGUGAGGACGGGGUUCCUUACGAGGCCCUUUAUGCCUAUGCGGUCUCUGACCACGGGACAAAACUUCUGCAUUUGUUCAACCGGUUUUUGUCGGGGGACCUUCCACUGCCUGCAUCUUGGAGGGAAGGAAAUAUCGUUCUUCUUCCCAAGACACCGCAGCCAAAAGGGCCUGCGGAUCUACGCCCUAUUGCUCUCACGUCUUGUAUGGCCAAGGUGUACCCCCGGCUCCUCCUUGCUAGGCUGGAAAGUCGCUUUCCUCCCUUCGAUGCUGGACAAUUCGGAGCGCGCAAAGGAGUGCAGACGAUAGAUGGAGUGGCGGCCGCGCACAUGACCAUGCGCCUCGCUGUUUCUAGAUACAAGUCGAGGCCUGUUAUUGCCAAGUUAGAUGUGAAGGCUGCUUUUGACAGUUUGAGUUUUGAUGCCAUACUCGAGUUUUUGCGUCAUACUCAGCCUUCUCGUGAAGCCUGGCUGUUGUGGGACCUGUGCUCUUCGUGCAGUGUCAACAUGAGGCUCGGAUCGAGAGCUUGGUCUGUGCCCCUUAAGCAAGGCCUACCACAAGGGACUGCUUACAGCGCAGUCCUUUUCGGACGAGUCUUGGACUGGUUUUUAGGGCCCCUCAUCCGCACCUGGGAGCAGCGCUGGCCUGAUUGGCGCCUGCCAUUUUUGUUGUUGUACGCUGACGAUGUUCUUCUUCUUGCCCCUUCGGCCGCUCGGCUGCAGCAGAUGACGCAGGAAGUAGUCGACCUUCUGUCCACAUUGAAUCUCCGGGUCAACGCGGCCAAAUGCUCAGUGCUUGACACGGAGGAGGGGGUUGGCCAUGGGAUUUUUCUCCGGGGACACUGUGCUCCUCUUAAGACCGAGGCGUCCCUCCUUUAUCUGGGGGUGCCACUGCAAUUUGACUUCAGCCCGAUGACAUGUUUCGGAAGGGCGCUGGGGAGGUGUUCUAAUACCUUCUUUGCUAUGCGGAACCUUUUCAACUCGCGACUUCUGCCUGCGGUCAAGAAAAUCCAGCUUUUUGACCUGUAUGUUACCUCGAGAUGGCUCUGGUGCAGCGGGCUCAUCUGGCCCACUAAGGUCUCCCUGCGGAGCCUUACUAGUCAUCAGACGACCUUGCUGCUGGGACUUCUCGGCUUUCGUGCCGACUUCUUUGGAGAGUUCUUGCAUAACGUAGUUGCGAAGCGUAGAGCUGUUAGAUGUGUCCUGCAUACACUCCAACUCGAGACGUGGGACCAGAAGUGGCUGAAGCAGGUCUGGCGAUACUGGGGCCAUGCCGCCAGAAAUUCGGUUUCCACGCCUCUGAAAUUCUUGAUGCACGAAUAUGGGAACAUUGGACUCAUGGCAGGUAGAUCCCUGCCGGGAUGGGUUUCGAAAAUCAUUCCCAGCAAGCUACAGCUUGUUUUUGCAGAGCUUAGAGAAGCCUGCCAUCCGGCCUUGUGGGAAUCUGCAGCUCUCAAUAGACCUCUGUGGCAAAAACUUCUGGAACCUUGGUGUAAGCACUGGGGGACGGGGCCUCCCUCCACCGACCUUUUAGGCCGCCAACUUCUGAUCAUUGACAAAGCCGAAGCUGUUCUACGGCCAUUCAGGUUCUUCCCUGAGGAGGCCUACACAUGCUCGGUUUGUAACAUACAGGGGACUAAAAUACUACCCUCCGGACCGCUCUUGUGGUGCUCUAUAAGCUCCACAGGGGUCUCCGUGGUCGUUGUUCCGAGUUCUAGAUCAGCGGCGUCGGCCUUAGUUGUCCAGGAGCAGCAUCCUGUCGGCUCGGAGAGUACUCUGUCGCGCGCUCUGCACCUUUGGAACCUGAUUGGCUUGAUACACAGAAUUAGUGGUGUCCAUAUGGAUGUUCGCCUCGUCGUUCCUUCCGAGUGCGUCACCAGCAGCCUCCUUAGUGGGGACGUGACACUCGCGACUAAAGCAUGGCAUGCGUCCUUUGAAAAUCAGGAGCGGUGCUUUGAUCUGCUCAGCCGCACUGUUGUGUGGAAAGGCAAGGACCUCUGUAAGCUUCCUGCCUUCCUGCGCUCCCUGCCGGCCACGCAGGGUGUGGACCAGUGUGUAGACAGCGACAGCGACUCUGAAGACUCUGAGUGCAGGACCCCUAGAGCACGUGAGUCUGACCCGGCCUACCUUAGGCACCACCUGGCCACGCUGACUGCUGACAGAAGGGAUCGGCCCAUUGAGGCUAAAGCCUUCCACCUCCUUAGACGUGGUGAGCCGCCCUGUAAAUCCGAUAUCCUUACACUUUUUGACCUGCUUCCCCGAAGUACACUCAAACGUAGUCCUAGUGGCAGGUAUGUUGUCCUAGGGGCCUCACCUAGGAGCCGUGAUGAUCUUGUUACCUUCAGCCACUGCAUGCCGCUCUUCACACUCGCGGUGAAUCGCUUCUUGAGAGCGCACGCACCGACAGCUAGGUACUCAACGCUGGUACUUCGUGAGGGGUGUGCUUCGGCUCCCCAUAGGGACAUCCGCAAUGGGCCUACGAAUGCCUGCAUCUUCGGUUUGUCUACACGGGGUGCUGAGGAUGGGCUUUGGGUUCAACAUGCUGACGGGACUGGUUUUCUCAAUCGAUCAGCCCAUCUUUAUCAACACUCGUGGUUUACUGCACGCGGGGCACUGUCAUACCAGCUCGAUCGUAAGGGGCAGAUCUAG
Molecule: messenger RNA, 4464 nt
Organism: Symbiodinium sp. CCMP2592
Lineage: Eukaryota; Dinophyceae; Suessiales; Symbiodiniaceae
Source: the annotation of a GenBank genome assembly